AUGGUCAUCGGCCUUAUCAUCAUGGGCGUCAUUGCUGUCGGCGUAGAAACAGACAUCGACCGCUCCCUCAUCGACCAAUCCCGAUACCUCGAAUCCAGCCUCCUAGGCUGGCAACUUAUCUACAUCCUCCCUGUCGCCAUUUUGUCAAACGACUUCUUCCUCUCAGGCUUCUGGAUGCGUACUUUCGCCGCUCGCACGGACAGGGAUCUCUGGAUUGGUGUCUCACUCGCCAGUAUGGGCGUACUGAUCAUCCUCACUCUGCUAGGCGUGGGAGGAAUGCUUGCAGCCUGGUCUGGUGCGUAUACCAUUGGCGACGAAGAAAACGGCUCUUUGGCCUUCUUCUUGUUGCUAGAACGGCUGCCUGCGUGGGUUGUCGGUGUUGUUCUCGUCAUGACCAUCUCGCUUUCCACUGCUGCAUUUGACUCUUUCCAAUCGGCCAUGAUCAGCACGGGAAGCAACGAUUUCUUCCGCAACAAACUCAACAUCUGGAUCAUCCGCGCGUGCGUUGUGGCGCUCAUCUUCCCUGUUGUCGUCGUGGCUCUGCGCAGUCCCGAUAUCCUGCAAAUUUUCCUAAUCAGUGAUCUUGUCAGUGCAGCGGUUGUACCUUGCCUCGUCAUCGGGCUGAGCGACAAGUUUUACUUCUACCGGGGUUUCGACUUUGUUAUUGGAGGCCUUGGGGGUAUCUUCACCAUCUUCUUGUUUGGGCUUGUCUACUACAAUGGCGAUGUCACUCUAGCCGGGAACUUGCUGUUGUUGGAAGGUGGAUUGUACGCAAAUGACUGGAGCGCUUUCGGUGCUUUCGUAGCAGCGCCCUUCGGAGGUCUUCUUUGGGCUUUUGCUGCUUGCGCUCUCCGCAUCGGGUUCCUCUGGAUCAAGGCCAAGUUUCAGGGUCGUCGCUUCGACGCGUUUGACCGACCUCUUCCACGAAACAUCGAUAGACCUGGUGCUUUCGACGAGCACGAUGAUGAGGCUGUGGUUGAGCAUAGCAGCAUCGAGAAUGGCAGCAACGGGAAGUUCUUUUAA
This is a messenger RNA of Alternaria infectoria, 1023 nucleotides long. RefSeq lists its product as uncharacterized. Lineage: Eukaryota; Fungi; Ascomycota; Dothideomycetes; Pleosporales; Pleosporaceae. The transcript has 2 exons. Bases 1 to 1023 code for a protein of 340 amino acids. The record is from RefSeq and is a predicted model, not a curated record.